Messenger RNA from Zychaea mexicana, 879 nucleotides. RefSeq lists its product as uncharacterized. The record is from RefSeq and is a predicted model, not a curated record. NCBI's taxonomy places the organism in Eukaryota, Fungi, Mucoromycota, Mucoromycetes, Mucorales, Lichtheimiaceae. The transcript has 5 exons. Bases 221 to 751 code for a protein of 176 amino acids.
UUAUCUUUGUUGCACAUAUAAAGGCAACACAAAUCUCAAACAAUUGCGGUUGGUGAAUGGUGGAAUGAACGGACAGGUACGACCUGAACGGUAGCAAGCUCUUUAUGCCCUCUCUUUGUGUAUAAAGCGGGUCCGUCACUCGAAAAAAGGUGCUCUUGUUGCCGUGUGAGUAUUAUUCUUUCUUUGCUGCACAUAUAUAAAGUAGUUUUUAUAACGAACAAUGUCAAAGUUAACAUUACUGAAUCUAGCAUUGCAAACGACAACAAAAGUCUCAAGUCAUUGCGUUGAUCAGUUCUUGGCUGUUUUGACGGUUGUACAGCCACUUUCCAACCACACAACAUGCUGCGUUGUAGACUUUGGGCUCUAUGUUGGCGAUCACGAAACAGCCGAGACCAGUCCUUCAAGCCAUAGUUGGCGAUCACGAAACAGCCGAGACCAGUCCUUCAAGGUGAUAUAUAUUGGUUUGGAUAACAUUCUUAAAGGCAUACGUGAGGGGAGGAUUAUAAUUGUUAUUGCCAUUGAUUGUUACGAUUCUCUUUUCUUUAAUAUUCAUAGUAGGCGAUCACGAAACAGCCGAGACACAUCCUUCAGGAAUCAGAAAGAAAAGAAAAAAAAACUUGCAAAAGGAAUCUCUGCCUUUAAAAUUUUUUUCGCCUGCCAAGAAAUAACACUGAUUUCUAAUAGGGCGAAAUGGUUUCUAAAAAUAACGACUUCCACUUGUGAAAGCGCGAAUUUGAUUUUGAUUGGUUAGCGAUUUCAAUUUUAAUUGGCCAGCGAAUUCGAUUCUAACGGCACCGACUUCGGUUGUUGGAAGCACUGUACAGUAUUUUCAAUAAGUAAUGUCGCAGCCAAUGAACAUCAAUGUCGCGCCCGAUGAAA